UUCCACUAAAAAAUCCCAUUUUAAAAAGGUAUGUAAAUAAAAACCUGCAACGAAAGCAAUGGGCUGGGGUGGUUUCUUCCGGUUUCGUCAAACGUUGAUUCUUCCAUCGCCAGACUCCGCGACUCGUUCUCUCUCUCUUCCUCCAAAACAGUAUCUCUGUCUCUUCCUCCAGAACAACCAGAGUUUGGAAAGAAAACGAAAGACUGAGCCAUGACUGUGGCCCCGAUGAAGCUUGUGUUCGGCCUUCUAACACUCGUCACUGUAGGAAUGAUUAUUGGUGCUUUGUUCCAAUUAGCAUUCAUACGGAGGUUGGAAGACUCCUAUGAAGUUCCAUCAUUUAGAAGAUUGCAGGGAAAUCAGAAUGAUGGCUAUCUUCAACUGCCUAAAGGUAUUCCCCACUGGGAUAAUGACAAGGAAGCAAGAAUUUUACGUCUUGGAUAUGUCAAACCUGAAGUAAUUAGCUGGUCACCUCGAAUAAUUGUACUUCAUAAUUUUUUGAGCAUGGAGGAAUGUGACUACCUUAGGGCUCUAGCCCUCCCCCGACUUCAUAUUUCCACUGUAGUGGAUACAAAAACUGGGAAGGGAAUCAAAAGUGGUGUUAGGACUAGCUCUGGUAUGUUUUUAAGUCCUGAAGAAAAGAAGUAUCCAAUGAUACAGGCAAUUGAAAAACGAAUAUCUGUCUAUUCUCAAGUACCAGUAGAAAAUGGUGAGCUCAUACAAGUAUUAAGGUACGAAAAGAGUCAGUAUUACAAACCCCAUCAUGACUACUUUUCUGAUACUUUCAAUGUGAAGCGAGGUGGUCAGCGAAUAGCAACAAUCCUUAUGUAUUUAAGUGACAAUGUUGAAGGAGGAGAAACAUAUUUCCCUAUGGGAACAAGAAAUUUUCAGUUCGCUUGUACCACAAAGCCUUAUCGACCUAUUCCUCCACUAGCUUCCCUUGGAAGAGCAUUUGGAGGAGCAAUUUUUCUCUCAAAAAUGCUUUCUUUGGUUGGGUGGCUUAACAUGGUAAAAUCUUAACAAUUGACAAGUUACGAAAUCGCGGACUUUACUUAAUGGAUUGGUGCUACAUGUGCAAACAAAACAGUGAAUCAGCGGACCACCUUCUUCUUCAUUGCAAAGUAGUUAAGGCUUUGUGGUAUGCAAUCUUCUUGAGGCUUGGUAUCGCAUGGGCCAUGCCUAGGAGGGUGAUAGAUUUAUUGUCUUGUUGGCGAGGGAUUAGGGGCAGAUUGCAGCUGUAUGGAAGAUAGUACCUUUAUGUCUAAUGUGGUGUACAUGAGACGAAAGAAAUGGCUGCUGUUUUGAGGAUAGGGAACGCUCCUCGGAUAGUUUUAGGGCUUUUUCUUUCAUACUUUGUUGCUUUGGGCCUCUUCUAUUGUUUUGAACGGAACAAGUCUUAAUGACUUGUAUGCUACUAUCAGUAGAACGUAGUUUUGUAAUUAGGCUCUUUCUUGUAUACUUCCUGUGUACUCGGGCUUUGCCUAUUUACAUGGAUCAAUAAAACUUCUUUUACCUAUAAAAUAUAUAUAUAUAUAUAUAUAUUUAUAUCUUAUUACUUAUAAAAAAAAGUUAUUUUACACUUUUUUCAUGCUUUUCAUUUUUAAGAAAAUGUAUAACAUUUUAUUAUAGUUUUCACAUUCGAGCUAUUUUCCGAUUUGAGCAUCUUUUAUUCACCACCCCAUCUCACUCGAAGAGAUUACAACCAAGCAUAGAAUGAGGUAAAGAGGUCCACCUCCCAGUUCUCUGCCACUCUAAUAAAAUCCACUUCCCCUUAAGGAGAGCCAUUUGAAAGCUGUAACAUGUUUGAUAGAUCCUUAACCCGAGCAAUGCUGAAUAGAUUUGGCAAAGCCCCUUAAAGUUGUUGAUAUUGAUGCCAUUAAUAAUACAAGAAUUUUAUCUUAGAUCCAUCUCCCAUCUUAUAUCUAGUGUAUCGGUAAAACUCCUCCCAACCCCUUUAGAUGUUAUUCCAUAGCCCGACCCACCCCUCACACUGCCACAUGUGAUCUAUAUAGGCUGUCUAUUCAUUGGUAUAGCUCCAUAGACACUUCUUUAGUAAGCUCUAUUGAAUCUAAUCAAUUUCCGGAUGCCCAAUAUCUUCAGAGAUAUGGUACAAACCUUGGCCCAAAUAACUAAAUGGAAUUUCAGCUCUUCUCCCUUACUACCCCAUAAUUAGCCCCUCUGCAACUUUAUAAUACAGCUGGCAUUGCCAACAGGGAGGGAUGAUAUAGCAAUAAAGUAGGUGGGUAGGUUUUAGAGUAUUCUUUAUCGAUGUUGCAACCCCUUGUAGAACUGUACAAUAUGGUCACUAGUCUCUUGAUGAUUGGAUAAUUUUAUGUCAUUACUUUCGAGGAGUCUGGAAUUUUUUUGUCCUGUGUGGAUUUUCCAUUUGGUGAAAAAACUUUGUACACAUAUCCCCUUCCCUUAACCACGAGAACCUUGAAUUUUAUCUCCUAAAAAACCUCUUUAUUGGAGAGUAAGCCUUUUCGAAAUCCUUUGUUUUCUCUUCAACAUCUUGCAUCCUGUUAACUUUGAUGACUUCAAAGAUGCACAAUUCAUCUAGAUGGAGCUUUUUCUGUCUCCCCACAUUUUCAAAGGCUUCAUCAUUUCAAGAUUUGAAGUCUGCUUUUAAAGCUUUGAGUUUAUGUUUCAGAACAUAACUAGAAGAACCUUGGAAGCUAUGCAAAGUCCACCAUUCUUUCACCUCAUCCACAAAAUCCUCAGAUUUCAGCCACAUAUUCUCAAACUUAAAGUAUCUUUAGCCCUUCCGAAAGUGCCCUUGAUCAACUUAUCAUUUUUCUUGAGCACACAUACUUACUACUUGCUGCUUACUAGUUUGGUUUUCACAUUUCUCCAAUCUAGGGAAAUUGCCACCAUGAGCAAAAGGAGGGACAGGAGGCAUGUAAGACAAAGUUUCUGGUUAUUUGUUGUGCACUUGAUAAGAUGAGUGACUAUGGGUGGGGAAGAGAUCAGGAGCUGGAGAAGGUGUUACUAACGGAGGAAAUCUCGUGGAGACAAAAGUGAAGGGAAGGGGACUGCUGCAUGAAAAAUUUCCACCGGAUGGCUAAUUCUCACCAUAGGAAUAAUGCUAUCGAGGUGCUUUAGGUUGAGGGACAGGUUUACUCUAAUUAUGAUGCUAUUAAGAACCAUAUUGUCAAUUUCUAUGAAGACCUACUUGCUGAAAAAUCCACAUGGAGAACGAAACUAGAUGGAGAGACCUUUUGAAGCAAAGGAGGUUCUUCAGGUGGGCCAAGGAUAAAGCCCCAGGGUCGGAUGGGUUUUCGAUGGCCUUUUAUCAUGAUUGUUGGGAUGUGGCGGGGGAGGAUAUUAUGCAGGUUUUUCAGGAGUUAUACGCCUUUGGCAAAUUCGAAAAAGCAUUAAUGCGUCUCUUAUCCCUAAGAAAGUUGGGGCAGUGGAGGUGAAAGAUUUUUGGCCGAUUAGUCUCAUUAAUAGGGCGUAUAAGGUUAUCUCAAAGGUGCUUGCCGAUUGCAUGAGUAAGGUUAUGAGUAGUAUUAUAUCAAAAUCUCAAAACGCGUUUGUGAAGGGGAGAUAAAUCUUGGAUUUGGUGUUGAUUGCCAAUAAAUGCCUAGAUUGUAGAAUCAAGGAGUACACCCGAACUCUUGUGCAAGCUGGACAUGGAGAAGGCCUAUGACCAUGUUAAUUUGGAUUUUCCUUGUUAUUUACUUGGGAGGUGCGGUUUCGGGGAUGGAUGGAUUUCAUGGAUUAUGCAUUGUAUAACUACAGUUCGUUAUUCGGUUUUGGUGAAUGUAGCACUCUGGAAGGAUUCUUUAACAGUUCUAGGGGAUUAAGACAAGGGGAUCCCCUCUCCCUUUGCUGUUCGUCAUUGUUAUGGAAGCAUUGAGUCAUAUGUUGAGUGUAGCUGUUAAUGGAGGCUUUAUUGCUGGGUUUUCUGUGGGAGGUGUUAUCAUAUCUAUCUCACCUAAUAUUUGCUGAUGACACGCUACUUUUUUGCGAGCCAAACAGUAAUCAUGUGCAAUUCUUGAGGGCUGUAUUACUUUGCUUUGAAGCGGUUUCAAGCCUGAAGGUAAAUCUUGCGAAGUCUGAAAUGGUUCCUAUGUGUGAUGUGAACAAUAUUCAGGGCUUGGCAACUAUCUUGGGUUUUAAGAUUGUUUCACCGCCCCUGAACUACCUCAGUCUUCCAUUAGGGGCUGCUUUCAAGACAAAAUCUAUUUGGGAUGGGAUGUUAGAAAAAAUCAAAAGAUGAUUGGCUUGGUGGAAACAUAUAUAUUUGUCCAAGGGUGGUAGAUUAACUCUUAUUAGGAGCACUUUAUCUAACCUCCCUACUUAUUUUCUGUCCUUAUUUCUGCUAUGCAAGUGUGACCUCUCGUAUUGAGAAAACUUGUCGUAACUUUCUUUGGGGAGGCAUGGGGGAGGGUGCUAAGUUCCAUCUUGUGGGUUGAGAUAAAGUUUGCUCACCAAUAUCAUGUGGUGGGUUGGGGGUGCAUAAAAUAAGGGUCCUCAACAAAGUAUUUCCGGGUUCAUGGUUGUGGAGGUUAGAGGGUAGGAGAGGGCUUAUGGAGAGAAUUCAUAGAUUCUAAGUAUGGGGGUAUUUAUUUAUUUUUUGGGUUUUUUAGUUUUGUGUUUGGGGGGGUGGGGGAGAACAUAAGAGUUGGAUGGAGAAAAACAUAAGAGCCGGAUGGGGAAGAUUCUCUCAGUUUUUCAGAUUUGCAAUUGGAGGAAGCAAUAGUGUUUACUUUUGGCAUGAUAUGGUGCGGUGAAAGGGCUCUAAAGCAGGUGUUUCUGCGCAACCAAAUUUCUUGCGGCAAAGAGGCUGAUGUGGGAGGGAUAGGCUAUUGUGGAAUCCGAGUGGAAAUAAAAACUUCUCGGUGUGCUCCUUCUAUAAGGCUCUCUUGGGAUUUUCUAAUGAUCAUAGCUAUCCUUGGAAGGCUAUCUGGAAGUGCAAGGUACCUCCCAAGAUUAUUUUCUUCGUUUGGACUGCAUCUCUUGGGCGGACUCUCGCCUUGGAUAAUCUGAGAAAAUAUGGUCUCAUUUUUCAGAUUGGUGCUUUAUUUACAAGAGUGAUGGGGAAUCAGUGGUUCAUCUUUUGUUAAAUUGUUAGGUGGCCCGGUGUUUUUGGAAUGAGAAUCUUUAAUAGGACAGGCCGGGGUGGCAUGGGUUAUGCCUGGAAGAGUUAGGUAUAUUAAGUGCUGCUGGACGGGUAUCGGGGGAAAUGCCCACAUUGCCGCUGUGUGGAGAAUGAUCCCUCAUUGCAUUAUGUGGUGCUUGUGGCUGGAGAGGAACAAGAUCUGCUUUGAAGACAUGGAACAUUCUUUGGAUGAGCUGAAGCGAUUGUUUUACAGUACUUUAGUCUCCUGGGCUUCUGCCAUUAUUUGUAAUACGGACAAUCUUCAUGAUUUGCAUGUAUCUCUCCUAGUGCUUUUAGAUGUAAUUAGGCAUGUUCGUUGUAUACUACCAGUGGACUUGGGUGAUAUCUCUUAUAUCAAUAAAACUUUACUUUUACCUAUCAAAAAA
This is a messenger RNA of Carya illinoinensis, 5487 nucleotides long. RefSeq names its product prolyl 4-hydroxylase 1-like. Gene Ontology annotation, cellular component: endoplasmic reticulum. The record is from RefSeq and is a predicted model, not a curated record. Gene Ontology annotation, molecular function: iron ion binding; L-ascorbic acid binding; procollagen-proline 4-dioxygenase activity. The coding region runs from base 211 to 1017 and encodes 268 amino acids. The transcript has 11 exons. Gene Ontology annotation, biological process: peptidyl-proline hydroxylation to 4-hydroxy-L-proline. Lineage: Eukaryota; Viridiplantae; Streptophyta; Magnoliopsida; Fagales; Juglandaceae.